AUGGCCGCUCGCAGCGCUGCUCUGAAGAUCGACUGGACCAAGGUGUCGAGCUCGCUCGGCCUCCGCGGCCAGACCGCCGCUUCUCUGCAGGCUUUCAAGAAGCGCAACGAUGACGCCCGCCGCAAGGUCCAGGUCCUCUCCGAGACUCCCCAGACUGUCGACUUCUCCCACUACCGCAAGGUCCUGAAGAACCAGGCCAUCGUCGACGAGAUCGAGAACCACUUCAAGAACUUCAAGCCCGCCUCCUACGAUGUCGGCCGCCAGCUGAAGGCCAUUGAUGCCUUCGAGGCACAGGCUGUCCAGAACGCCGAGGAAACCAAGGGCAAGAUCGAGGCUGAGCUCGUUAACCUCCAGAAGACCCUGGAGAACAUCGAGACUGCCCGUCCCUUCGAGGACCUCACUGUCGUACGUAUCACUGGGGCCAUAUGGGCCAAGAAGGAAUGGAUUGCUGAUUGUGUGUACAGGACGAGGUUGCGUCCGCCCAGCCCGAGAUCGACGAAAAAGACUGCUUCCCUUGUCUCCAAGGGCAAGUGGAUGCCACCCGGCUACAAGGAGCGCUUCGGCGACCUUUCUGCCGUCUAA
Penicillium chermesinum is the source of this 582-nucleotide messenger RNA. RefSeq names its product F1F0 ATP synthase subunit d. The transcript has 3 exons. The record is from RefSeq and is a predicted model, not a curated record. The coding region runs from base 1 to 582 and encodes 193 amino acids. NCBI's taxonomy places the organism in Eukaryota, Fungi, Ascomycota, Eurotiomycetes, Eurotiales, Aspergillaceae. Gene Ontology annotation, molecular function: proton transmembrane transporter activity. Gene Ontology annotation, biological process: proton motive force-driven ATP synthesis.